AAUUGAUUUCAGAUCCAUGAAAUUAAAAAGACAAUACUUGAUUUGAUUUCAUUCGCGAUAUCAACCUCAAAUACAAAUGCAGUACAUCAACAGUUCAACACAAAGAAAUUAAAACAACCAUGGCGAAAAUUUUGGAAGAAAACAGAUCAGGAUCGGAGGGAGGGAUCCCACCCACGGGAUCAAGCUCCAACCUUUCCUUCACCACCCUCCCCCAAAACCUCCUCUGAUCAGAAAACAAAAACCAAGGAAAUGCACAGUCUCCUCCGGUGAUCUCCUUUCUCUUGCUCUCACCUCCGGCAACCCCAAACUCAGACCAAAAAGAACAACCAAGAGAGCCUCCCAAUUCCUAACCCACAACUCUCUAUUUAUACCCCUCAUCCAAAACCCCUCAAUUUUUUUUUUUUUUUUGGUUUUUACCGUUGCUCGGGUGAGGCCAAAACUGGCCCUGCAGAACAGCCAAGCAAUCUGGGCGUGAUGUCAUCCUGCAGGUUUGUCUCACGCACAGCAGCAGGGUCCACGCAGCAAAGGGGCGCAGAGCAAGGGAAUCUGGGUGUGAUCGGGGUGCAGGUUCGGAGCAGCAGGGGCGCAGGGGCGCAAAGGGGAAAGUGCAGGCGCUGGGCGCAGAAUCCAGGAGCAGAAGCAUGCAGGCGCAACAAGCAGGGGAUCGCAGUCGCGUGCUCGGUGCAGCAAGCAAGGUCAACGGCGCAGAGCAAAGGGGAUCUGGGCGCGGGCUUGGUGCAGGCGCAGGAACAAAGGCGCAGCAGAGGGUGCAGGGCAGGGGCGCAGGCUGGUGCAGGGCCGGUGCAGGGGCUAGUGCAGGGGCUGGUGCAGGGGCUAGUGCAGGGGCUGGUGCAGGGGCGCAGCAAGCAGGAUCGCGCAGGGCAGGAAAUCUUUCCUUUUUUUUGUUUUCUGUUCUGCAGCCCUCCUCCUUCUUAUUGGCAUGCUGCUGGCUUUGGAAGAGAGAGAAGGCUAGGGUUGGGUUUUUUUGAAGGAUAUUCCGUUCGUCCCCUUUUUUUUUUUUUUUAAAGUGGGUUUUGGGUAGUGGGCUGGUUUUUUAUGGUUUUUGGGUUUGGGUUUGAGUUAAAUGAGUAUUGGGAUUUUGGGCUUGGGUUUGAUGGGCUUUGGGUUUGUAAAUUCAUUUUGAUGAACUUCACCCCUCCAACUUUUAAUUUCUU
Rubroshorea leprosula is the source of this 1175-nucleotide messenger RNA. NCBI's taxonomy places the organism in Eukaryota, Viridiplantae, Streptophyta, Magnoliopsida, Malvales, Dipterocarpaceae. The record is from the annotation of a GenBank genome assembly.